AUGGACGUGAUCGGAAACGUAAAACACCAGACCAUCAAGCCGCCGGAAGAAGAAGAGCUUCCGACUAGCCCGGGACACUUGAUUUUCGAUGCGGACUUUGAAUCAGGAAAUCUCGGGAAAGUAGAGUACUGUGGAAACAACGAAUACGAUCUGUACAUUCGCGUGGACACCUGCAACCAGAAAUAUCGGCUUUGGUUUCAUUACUCGGUCACGAAUGCGAAAGUUGGACAGACUUGUAUCUUCCAUAUCGUCAAUUUCUCAAAGGGAAGAUCCCUGUAUCGCGAAGGAAUGGGCCCAGUAGUUCGCUCAACUUCGCGAGUCAAUUGGACGCGCCUUUCUCAGUCUCAGUGCUACUACUGGAAGGGCGAAAGCGGCGGAUACAUCCUUUCCUUCACCUUCAAAUUCGACGUUGAUGAGCGCUACGAAUUCGCGUAUUGCUUUCCUUACGAUUAUGCUCGCAUGCAGAGUAAGAUUCAAUCACUGCCGUCAAGUCUUGUCGAUCGGCGAGUUCUAGCGCACACUCUUCAGAAAAGAAACAUAGACCUACUAACCAUCGGCUCUGGAGAACGACACAUAGUCGUGAUGGCCCGAGUUCAUCCUGGAGAAAGUCCAGCGAGCUUCAUUAUGGAUGGAUUUUUAGACUUUAUCACCUCUGAAGAAUGUAAUAUCGCAAAGUACUUGCGCGAUCAAGUUACCUUCAAGAUAAUCCCCAUGUUAAAUCCGGACGGUGUCGCGCUCGGAAACUAUAGAUGCUCGUUGAUGGGUUUUGAUUUGAAUCGCCACUGGCGGGAUACGAAUCCUUGGGCGCAGCCUGGGCUACAUGCAGUCAAAGCGUUUCUAAUUGGGCUUGAAAAGGAACAUCCUGUUGACUUCUGCUUUGACAUUCACGCGCAUUCCUUGGCGACCGGCGCGUUUAUGUAUGGAAAUGUCGUCUCUGAGGAUCAACAAAGUGAGCAACAGGCCUUUCCGAAGAUUUUCUCAGCGUUUGCAGAAGACUUUUCGCUGUCAAAAACGAAUUUCAACAAAGACGCAGUGAAAUCUGGAACGGCUAGAAGAGUCCUACGAGGGCUUUUCCCCAAGAGCUACACUUUGGAGGUCUCCUUUUACAACUACCAGAAAGAUUUGAGAAGCGUUCCGUACACACAGAAAGCAUACUGCGAGCUUGGUGAGAACCUAGCACGGGCGAUUGCAGAAUACUACAGAAAAUACCCGACUUUAUAA
This is a messenger RNA of Oikopleura dioica, 1221 nucleotides long. The record is from the annotation of a GenBank genome assembly. NCBI's taxonomy places the organism in Eukaryota, Metazoa, Chordata, Appendicularia, Copelata, Oikopleuridae.